GGCAUGGGAUGUAUGCAGGUGUGCAGCUCAGUGGGAAGGAAUCUGGGCCUGUGUUCAGAAGGUUGUGGGUUUAAAUCUCAUAGCAUCUUUUAGCCAGCAGCGUAAGGAUAUCACUUGCUUGGCACUUGAGUAAGACCCAGAACCUGAAAUGCUCCAGGGCCGCUGGCUGACCCUGUGAUGUUGGUGUAUGACCUUGUGUAUAAUAUAUAUGAAUAUAAUAUGUAGGUGUAUGGUUGUGGGUAUCGUAUAUGCAAGAAUUUUAUAUGAUUUCGGUGUACGACUGUAUAUAAUAUGUAAGGAAUAAUUGACGACGGGCCGUUGAAUUAUUAGAAAAUAAUGCACACCCGAGGUGGUAAUGUGGCCACGACGCGAAGCGGAGUGGCUGUUACACCUCGGGUGUGCAUUAUUUUCUAAUAAUUCAACGGUCCGGAGUCAAUUAUUCCGCUUAUACUAUGGUUGCCACACCUCAAGACAUCGAUCAGAUGAUAUAUUUCAAGGGAUUCGUCCGGUUUUUCUACUUAAAUCGCUAUUGUGAGUAGGAUUAUUUCUUCCGCAUCUCAUCCAACGACUCUUUUGCUAGUUCCAAAACGUCAUUUUAAAGCUGGCAAUGGAGGCUUGAGCCGUUGAUAGCAGACUAAUGCAGUUAAUAAUGAAGUUAUUAGAAAGAGAGCGAGAGAGACAGAGACACAGAGAAAGAGAAACAGAGAGAGAGAGAGCUUGUAUGAAUUAGGCUACCUCUGUGUGUCCCUCAACAGUGUUCUGAAGCACCGUCUCUAAACUGUAAGUCUGCUUUAAGAUGCAGCGCUGUUAUUACCUCGCUAGUGAGAAAUGUCAUGUGUAGCCUUUAAGUUGGUACACUAGGCUAACUAAUACUGCUGCAGCCCAGUUGUUGAAAGUUUCAUAUUCACCGUAAAUAUUAAAAUUUACUUUCGGAAAAUCGUCUGUCAUGUUGUUGUUUUUGUUAGUCCUGUGUGCUGUAUAGGUACUGUAUGCUAAUGUCCGUUAUUACAGUUAACUAUGCGAAGUGAUAUAGAACUGUAAUGCGGUCAAGAGAGCUACCUGGAACUACGUUCGCCGUGCGUUUAUCUGAAAAUAAUUGCACACCUCAGAACGUUCGUCAGCCAAUCAGAUUCAAGCAUUUGGUCCCGUAGUAUAAAUGCAUGUAAUGUGACGAAGAGGCUCAGUCCUCACUGGAGAAAAUCAGGAAAUUUACUGAAGAAUGGAGCACUACACAGGCAUCAGCCAUGUGACCUGAAAUCACAGGCUGAAUAUCUUCCAGAAUCAAAAAAAGUCCAUAUCAAAUCACAGAUAAAUCAGUAUUUUCGAAUCACUUCAAAUUACUUUUAAUGUAGCACUGCCCUCAGUUAUCAUCAAUGACCAGUAUGUUACAGCACCUAAAAAUGGGCUUGAUUUAAAGUUUAACACUCUGAAAGUCAGAUAUGCAUUCAGUACACAUUGUUAACAGCAUUACAAUUGCAAUUUUAGUUCUCAAAAGAACCCGGAAUUUAAAAAGCUUCCGAAAAAAUGAAAAUAAUGAAAAUUGUGGUUAAACUGGCCACACAGACACUCCUGAACUAUAGUGUUACAAAUAUGAGUGGUGUGGACAUUUACUAAUAUGUUCUAGAAGAGUGGCACAGUGGACACUGGCACCGAUGCCUCAUACCUCCAGGGCUGGGGGGGGAGGGGGGUGCAUGAUCUCACCAUAUUAGAUAGGAAUCCCAUAACUACUCUGGACAUGCAGUUUAGCUGAGUGACACCAUUUAUAUGCCUACAAUGUAUGACUGGGUAUCUCCCCUGCGAUGGCCUGGCCAUCCCAUCCAACGUUAGGGAUGGGGUACAGCCUCAUGCCCUGCGCUGCUCAGUAUAGGCUCCAGGCCCACUGAGAUCCUGACCAGAACAGGAUGAUGGAAGUUGGGUUCUUCCAGAAGAGCUACUUGCUCUUUAUUCAUACUGUGGUAAUGUGCAGUACAAAUGGCAGACUGACCAAAUAGAACAUCUGUACAGGUUUUACAUGUAAAAAUCUGAAGGUCAUUCCUGCCAGCUAGAAAUAUCAAUGACAUCCUCCACAGCCAGGCUAGAUAUUUAUUAUACUAUUUAUUAUACCAUUUACCAGCACAUCAGUUGAGUUUAAGCUGUUCAUACAAAGAUUUGUUGUUUACUUUGGGAAUCCAUGGUGCCCAGCAUCUUAAAUCAUCGCAAAUAUUCUGCAGUGUUAUCACCAGCAUUUUACAAAGUUUGAAUCAUAACAGCAGACAGACAGACUCCUGACCAUUCUGCGAUCAAGACCGAUUUUCAACUCCUGCUGAACUACUACGUUGUCUUCAGAUUAUUUUGGAUUGAAAUCCACAUGAUGGAGGAGGUUACACUGAUUCAAGAGGCAGAUCAGAGGCAGCAGAAGGCCCGGGACGAGCGUCGAGCCCUAAAUGAAGCGGAUCUCCCGGAUCUCCAACCCUUACCCCCAAAGGAUCCCACAGACCGAGCCUUGGAGGCUCUUUGGGAGGCCAGGAGGACAGAGCCGCUGAGGAUCCACGGGCGCAGCGUGGAGGAGUACAGGGCGAUGUACCGGCGGCUCGUGGAACCAAGGCUGCUCUACCCUUCUGGCCGACCUCGCCCCCACUCCCUCGAUCUGGGGCGCAGGAUAAAGCAGCGCCUGUGGGUUGCCGUCUCCUGCCCGAAAUUCACCGAACAGGUGGGAGACAAAAAGAUAAUUGACAUCGCGGAGACCUCUGGCAACCCGGGGCUGAAGGGUUAUGCCCCCCUGAUCGAGGUCGAUGUGUGGGACGAGCCCCCGGCCAAAGAGCCUCCAAAGAAGAGAGCGAGACAUUAGUCCCUGCUCCAUGUAUAUAAUGUAUAUAUGUAAAUAAAUGUAAAUAUGCAUGUAUUAUAUAUAGGUUCAGUAAAAGUAAAUAUAUAUGGGUUAAAUAUAAGUAAAUAUAUAUGUAAUAUAUAGGUUAAAUAAGUAAAUAUAUGUAAUAUAUAUGGGUUAAAUAUAAGUAAAUACAUCUGUAAUAUAUAUGGGUUAAAUAUAAGU
This is a messenger RNA of Brienomyrus brachyistius, 3031 nucleotides long. RefSeq lists its product as uncharacterized. The record is from RefSeq and is a predicted model, not a curated record. NCBI's taxonomy places the organism in Eukaryota, Metazoa, Chordata, Actinopteri, Osteoglossiformes, Mormyridae. Bases 2348 to 2827 code for a protein of 159 amino acids. The transcript is spliced from 2 exons.